CUCAGGCGGCGCCUCUGGGGAGAGUGUGAAAUAAAAAAAUCCUGCAGCGACACUGCGUCCUGUGCAAGGCGGCGCUGGCUCUGAACAGGGAGAGCAGGGAACCCGCAGAGGCCAGAGGACCCCACCAGGCCAUGGCCAUCACCUUCUAGACUUUUUCAGCCCACACCAGGCCGCGCACGGGCGAUUUCUCCCUAAGAACAAAGGGUGGCACUCGAACCCAGGUCUCCGUCCCCACCGCACCCUCCACUCACAUCGGAUCCCAGCCUUCCCUUUCUGUCUGCUGUUGCUGCGGCCGCGGCCUGAGCCCCGCCCCGUGGGUUCGCACGUGGCCCCCGCCUGACCCGGCGCCCGGAGGCGGAGUAGGGAGGGGCGGGCGGCAAACGCAGCACUUUCCGCGGCUUUGACAAGCCCGCGGCGCCCGGUCCCGAGCGCUUAGCCGGGCCGAGACUGCGCCAUGCAGGAAGCGCCAGCAGCGCUGCCCACGGAGCCGGGCCCCAGCCCCGUGCCUGCCUUCCUCGGCAAGCUGUGGGCGCUGGUGGGUGACCCGGGGACCGACCAUCUGAUCCGCUGGAGCCCGAGCGGGACCAGUUUCCUCGUAAGCGACCAGAGCCGCUUCGCCAAGGAAGUGCUGCCCCAAUACUUCAAACACAGCAACAUGGCGAGCUUUGUGCGUCAACUCAACAUGUACGGUUUUAGGAAGGUGGUGAGCAUCGAGCAGGGCGGCCUGCUGAGGCCAGAGCGCGACCACGUCGAAUUCCAGCACCCGAGCUUCGUACGCGGCCGAGAGCAACUACUGGAACGCGUGCGGCGCAAGGUGCCUGCGCUGCGCAGCGACGACGGCCGCUGGCGCCCCGAGGACUUGGGCCGGCUGCUGGGCGAGGUGCAGGCUUUGCGGGGAGUGCAGGAGAGCACCGAGGCGCGGCUGCGGGAGCUCAGGCAGCAGAACGAGAUCUUAUGGAGGGAGGUGGUGACUUUACGGCAGAGCCAUGGUCAGCAGCACCGGGUCAUUGGCAAGCUGAUCCAGUGCCUCUUCGGGCCACUUCAGACAGGGCCCAGCAACGCAGGAGCUAAGAGAAAGCUGUCCCUGAUGCUGGAUGAGGGGAGCUCAUGCCCAACAGCAGCCAAAUUCAGUGCCUGCCCCCUACCUGGUGCCCUCCUUCAGGAUCCCUACUUUAUCCAGUCGCCCCUCCCAGAGACCACCUUGGGCCUCACCAGCUCUCACAGGGCCAGGGGCCCUAUCAUUUCUGACAUCCAUGAAGACUCUCCAUCCCCUGAUGGGACCAGGCUUUCUCCUUCCAGUGGUGGCAGGAGGGAGAAGGGCCUGGCACUGCUCAAAGAAGAGCCGGCCAGUCCAGGGGGGGAAGGCGAGGCCGGGCUGGCCCUGGCCCCAAACGAGUGUGACUUCUGCGUGACAGCACCCCCACCGCUGCCUGUGGCUGUGGUGCAGGCCAUCCUGGAAGGGAAAGGGAGCUUCAGCCCUGACGGGCCCAGGAAUGCCCAACAGCCUGAACCAAGAGGUCCCAGGGAGGUACCUGACAGAAUCCUUGGGAAUCUAAUGGGGGUGAACACUGCAGGCCAACAGCAGUUCUCUGUGCACAGGGGAACUCUGGGCCUGGACAGGGGCAUGCGGAGCCCAGAGAAUCUUCUGCCUCCCAUGCUGCUUCGGGCCCCCCCUGAAAGUGUGGAGCCUGCGGGGCCCCUGGAUGUGCUAGGCCCCAGCCACCAAGGGCGAGAAUGGACCCUGAUGGACUUGGACAUGGAGCUGUCCCUGAUGCAGCCAUUGGUUCCAGAGAGGAGUGAGAAUGAGCUGGCAGUCAAGGGGUUAAAUUCUCCAGGGCCAGGGAAAGACUCCACACUUGGGGCACCACUCCUGCUGGAUGUCCAAGCGGCUUUGGGAAGCCCAGCUCUCGGCCUUCCUGGAGCUUUAACGAUUUACAGCGCCCCUGAGAGCCGAGCCUCCUACCUGGGCCCAGGGGCCAAUCCCUCCCCCUGAAACCCGCUCUGCUUUGAAGCCAGCCCUUCUCAGCUUCCUCGUGCCCCCCCUAGAAGAGGCUGAUUGAAGACCCUGUUACUUCUCCAUUACUGAACCCUGCACAUAAACUGCAUUUUUUUUUUC
Messenger RNA from Herpailurus yagouaroundi (jaguarundi), 2116 nucleotides. It is a transcript of the gene HSF4, whose product is annotated as heat shock transcription factor 4. Gene Ontology annotation, molecular function: sequence-specific DNA binding; DNA-binding transcription factor activity. NCBI's taxonomy places the organism in Eukaryota, Metazoa, Chordata, Mammalia, Carnivora, Felidae. Bases 455 to 1993 code for a protein of 512 amino acids. The record is from RefSeq and is a predicted model, not a curated record. The transcript has 14 exons. Gene Ontology annotation, biological process: regulation of DNA-templated transcription.